Messenger RNA from Ilex paraguariensis (yerba mate), 483 nucleotides. NCBI's taxonomy places the organism in Eukaryota, Viridiplantae, Streptophyta, Magnoliopsida, Aquifoliales, Aquifoliaceae. The record is from the annotation of a GenBank genome assembly.
AUGUACCAGUUCAUAUGUGAAGAAGUUGAGAAGGCACAUUGUUUUCUAGAUUCCCUGAUUGUUGCUGUCAAACCAAAGCCACCUCCUAAACAUAUUCGGAAUGGGUUAGAUGAUGAUGGUGAUGACGAGGAUCUGGAGUUUCGUCUUCCACAAUCUGCGAGUGGGUGGAAGAGGAAGCUUUUCUACUUUCUACAUGAUAAACUGAAGUUUCCUGAUAUGCUCUUGAUGGCAAUUUUCUCUCUAAGUCUAAAGAUGUGGGCUGUUAUUAUUAUAUGGUUUAUCCUGGCACCCAUUGCUCAUAGAUGGGAUAUGGGUCCUUUGUAUAUUCUUGCAACGGGCUUUGCUAUCAUUUUCCUAAAUCUUGGACAGCGACAGCAUGGUGAUAUGAGUGCAUAUUCUAUUUUCAAUGAAGAUUUUAGAGAGCUUCCUGGGACUCUUAAUGCAGAUCGUCUUGACAGAGACAUCCGGGCAGGUCAGUUUUGA